AUGACGACGCCUAAGCACCACACAUACUUACCAUUGCGUCCAUGCGUGAAUCAUUUCAGCCACAGCCAUCCUUUGCGGCCGAUUGAUCGAAUACAAGCAGAGGAAGAACUUAUUUGCUCUGGCUGUGGCCUAGAUGUUACGGGUUCAAUUUUCAGGUGCACCAAGUCUGACUGUAAUUUCCUUCUUCACAAGUCAUGCUUCAAUUUGAAAUUAGAGGUGCAACACAAAUCCCACCCUCACCACUCUCUCAAACUUCUCUCCACCCCUCCUCACGAUUACAUUAGUGGCCUUUUCAUUUGUAACGCUUGCUAUGACUAUGGCACUGGUUUUGACUACCAUUGCUCCAUAUGUAAAUUUGAUCUCCAUGUUGGAUGUGCUCAACUGCCCCAAACCAUAAAGCAUAAGGAUCACCAACAUCUACUCACUCUCUACUAUUCCUUCUCAUGCAUCAACGAGAAUAUUAAAACUUUCCUUUGUGAUCACUGUGGCCAAGAUUUGCCAAAUCAGCUCUGGGUUUACCAUUGUAAGAAAUGCGAUUUUGGCAUCCACUCACGAUGUACAAUUCCUGAUUGUUCUCGUCAUUUGUCUUGA
Molecule: messenger RNA, 591 nt
Organism: Durio zibethinus
Lineage: Eukaryota; Viridiplantae; Streptophyta; Magnoliopsida; Malvales; Malvaceae
Source: RefSeq, a predicted model, not a curated record